AUUUAAUCGCAUGUUGUACUUCUGUCGAACGGUACAUACAACAUGCAACGUUUCGUAGUCGGUGUUCUAUAUCUAACUGCUGCCGUUAUCCUGGCAGCAGGACCAGCCCAGGCGGCCUCGCGCGCUCUAACGCCCCCAUUGUAUCGUGAUGACAAUGGGUGGUUUCAGGAAAAUCCUAAUGCCCGUGUUAGUCCUCGGGCCGACCCUGACUAUCGCUUACCCAAUACCACAAAGCCCACUCAUUACGACAUUGACUUGAGCACUAUGGUGCACGAAGGAACUCGAGCAUUUGUGGGCACAGUGAAAAUUCAUGUGACCUUUGAAGAGGCCACCACCAGCAUAGUGCUGCAUGCUCGUCAAUUGAUCAUAACGGCGGCCACCAUUCAAUUCGGUACCACUGCACCCGAGGAUCUUGAACCAACGUAUGAGGAAGAACGUGAGUUCCUUACACUAACACGCAAAACGAACACACCCUUCCCUAAGGAUAGCCAAUGGGUUGUGACAUUGGAUUACAACGGUCAAUUGCGUUUGGAUAAUGGCGGUUUCUAUUUGUCCACCUACAACGAUGCCAAUGGCAAUGUAAGACAUUUGGCCACAACACAAUUCGAGAGUACCGAUGCACGUCACGCCUUCCCCUGUUUUGAUGAACCAGCCAUGCGUGCCACUUUCACCAUAACCAUGAGGCACAGUCCCAGUUAUAAGGCAAUUUCCAAUAUGCCUGUGAACACCAUGGAAUCAAGUCCUGGUGUGACGGUUUUCCAAACAACCCCUAAUAUGCCCACCUAUUUGGUUGCCUUCAUUGUUUCGGACUUCGAGUACACCGAAGGUGUUUUGAACAGUUUGCCCCAACGCAUUUACUCUCGUCCCGGCACCGAAGGUGAUCAGGAAUGGGCUUUGGUGUCGGGCAUGUUGAUCUUGGAGCGUUUGGCCGAAUACUAUGGUGUUCCCUUUGCCUUGCCCAAAAUCGAUCAGGCCGCUAUACCCGACUUUGCUGCUGGUGCCAUGGAAAACUGGGGUUUGGCCACUUACCGCGAGGAAUACAUGCUGUACAACAAGGACCACUCAACCAUUACCACCCAAACCAAUAUUGCCAAUAUUAUAGCGCAUGAGUAUGCCCAUCAAUGGUUUGGCAAUUAUGUGGCCAUUCAAUGGUGGACUUACUUGUGGCUAAAGGAAGGUUUUGCCACCCUCUUCUCGUACAAGGCCACAGAUGCUGCCUACCCCGAAUGGGGUAUUUGGCAACAGUUCCACACGGACGACUAUCAAGGAGCCUUGAACAAUGAUGCCGGUGUCUCACCACGUCCCAUGACCCACUAUGUGCAAAAGCCCCAGGAAAUUUCUCGCCUCUACGACACCGUCUCCUAUGCCAAGGCCGGUUCCGUGCUGAAUAUGUGGAAUCAUGCCUUGACCGAUACAGUGUUCCAGCGUGGUCUUCACAACUAUUUGACUGCCAACAAUUUUAGUGCCGCCGUGGAGGAUAAACUCUUUACGGCCAUCCAGAUUGCUUCCAAAGAGGAAAACUAUGAAAUUCCUGCCAAAAUCGAAGAUAUGAUGGGCUCCUGGACCCAUCAAGGUGGUUAUCCCCUGCUUACCGUCAAACGUAACUACGACGAUGGAUCCUUCUCCGUCACCCAACAGGCCUUCCACAACAAUGAAACCAUUAACUCCGAUAAAUCGUGGUACAUACCCUUCAACUAUGCCACCCAAUCGAAUGCUGAUUUCCGUGACACUGAAGCCACCAACUAUUUGUUGAAUGUCAAGAGCGUCUCUGUAGGCGCCAAGCUAGGCAAGGAGGAAUGGCUUAUUCUGAAUAAACAGUCUACCGGCUACUACCGCAUCAAUUAUGAUGAGCAAAACUGGAAACUGAUCAUCAAUGGCCUGAUCCACCAUCCCUUCAAGAUUCAUCCCCGCAAUAGGGCCCAGCUCAUGCACGAUGCCUACCGCUUCAGUGCCUCCAACCGUUUGAAUCACGCCAUACUCUUGGAAAUGCUCACCUAUUUGCCCAGUGAGGUCGAAUACGCUCCCUGGUCCACCGCCAAUGGCAUUAUCAACAUCUACAAUCGUUACUUGGGUGGCGAUAACGAUUACAAAGUGUUCCAGGAGUUUGUGGCCGAAAUUGUCACCCCCAUCUAUGAGAAGCUGGGCAUUAACGAUGUUCCCGGCGAGCACCACUAUCAGAAAUUCACCCGCAAUGUUGCCAUCAACAUGGCCUGCUUGGCCGGCAUUAACAGCUGCCUCAAGGAGACCAAUGACAAGCUGAAGGAUUUGGUGGAGCGCGACGUUGCCAUUGAGCCCAAUGUACAAUCGCAGAUCUACUGCAAUGGCCUCAAACAGUCCAGCAAUGAUGUCUUUGACUUUGUCUACAACAAGCUCAUGGACUCUGACGAUCAGGCCCUGCGUCGCAUUUUGAUCAACUCCUUGGGAUGUUCUCAGAACAAGCAGCAAUUGGACAAAUUCGUCUCCAGCUCCAUCGACCACGACAAUGAACUGCGCGUCCAAGAGCGCUCGACGCUGCUUAGUCCCGCCUACUCACGUGGCCUGACCGGUUGGAUGGCCUGCAUGGACUUCCUGGACAAACACUGGGAUGCCUAUGGCAAUUUGAAUGGAGGUUUCGGUGGCACCAAUCCCUUGGAUGAUGCCAUUCGCGGUAUGUCUUCGUAUGCCAACAAUGAGGAGCAAGAGAAUCGUCUGUUGGCCUUGGUGGCCAAAGUAAAGAAUUCGGUACAUGCUUCGGCUAAUUUGGAGGAAGUUGUGGAAGCCAACUUUAAGACCAAUCGUGACUGGCUGAAAAGCAAUCGCGACCCCCUUAUGUCAUGGUUGAUCAGUUAUCGCUCAAAUGGUGGGGCCACCCUUGCCAUCUCAACUCUCUCCAUGGUCUCGGUCAUCUUGUUGGUAGUUUCGCACUUAUUUUAGGCACUUAAGAUAGAUUAGCAUGUUACAUAGUAUGUAUAGAUGUUGUUGUAAAUACUAGUUUAGUAUUUAAUACCUACUUAACACACACACACACACACAUUGAAUAUUUGCUGUGUUUUAUUUAGGUCACAUAUGCAGUGAAAUUCAGAUGUUCUGCGUAGAAUAUCAGUGCAAAGUUGUAUGUACUGGUAAGUUAUCGAUAACAUGCAAUUACAGAUUAUAAGAAACGAUUAAUCAUGAUUUGCAUUAUACAGUUUUAAAAUAAAACACAGCA
This is a messenger RNA of Stomoxys calcitrans (stable fly), 3187 nucleotides long. RefSeq names its product aminopeptidase N. The transcript is spliced from 5 exons. Gene Ontology annotation, biological process: peptide catabolic process; proteolysis. Gene Ontology annotation, cellular component: cytoplasm. Bases 43 to 2913 code for a protein of 956 amino acids. NCBI's taxonomy places the organism in Eukaryota, Metazoa, Arthropoda, Insecta, Diptera, Muscidae. Gene Ontology annotation, molecular function: peptide binding; zinc ion binding; metalloaminopeptidase activity. The record is from RefSeq and is a predicted model, not a curated record.